Messenger RNA from Paramecium pentaurelia, 860 nucleotides. NCBI's taxonomy places the organism in Eukaryota, Ciliophora, Oligohymenophorea, Peniculida, Parameciidae. The record is from the annotation of a GenBank genome assembly.
AUGAUAAAAGAUAAAUCACCUAUUUAAAAAGGAAACUAUAUUAUUUUGAGAGAUAAACUUAUAGGAAAAGGAAGGCAUUCUUUCAUUUAUGAUUGUAUUAAUGAACUUGAUAAAUAAACUCCCUUUUGUGCUAAAAUAUUUUUCAAUACAACAAUACCAAGAACUCUACAAUUUGAUAAAUUAAAAAACAUUAAUAAUACAAAUCUCUUAAAAUAUUAUGAAAUAUUUGAACAUAACAAAGAUGUUAUUAUCAUAAUGGAAAAAUGUGAUUGUAAUUUAAAAAAUAUUAUUGAUAAAUAACCUCUAUCUGAAUUGGAUACAUAUUAAUUAUUAAGAUAAUUCUUAAGUGGGUAUUAAACAUUAAUUGAUGUUGAUCUAGAUUUAAGAGAACUGAAACCAGCAAAUAUUUUAGUUAAAAAUAAUGUUUAUAAAGUAUAUCAUAUUCUAUUUUGAUAAGAUAUCAAAUUAUGGAAUAUCAUCUUUGUACAAAGUAGUAGAAGGGGAAACUAAACCAUUUUCUGCUCCAGAAAUAUUUUAUGAAAAAGAGUAAACAAGAAUUAAGGAUAUAUUUUCAGUAUUUAUUUAAUCAAAUUUAUUAAGCUUGGUUUAGUGUUAUAUUUUGGAUUUUAUAAUUAAUUACCUUAUACAUAUAGAAGUGCAGUAGAUCAAGUAGCAUUCUUUAGAUAAAUUAAAUCAAUCAACUUUGAAAUUAAGAAAGAAGUAUAAUAUAAUAAUAAUUAAUGUAGAUUCCUCUAAAUUUAAAAUAAUUAUUACAAUCUAUGAUUAUUUAUGACCCUUCUCAAAGAAUUAAAAUUGAAGAAUUAUAGUUGCAAUUCAAUAUGGAAAAUAAAGUCAUAUGA